Molecule: messenger RNA, 638 nt
Organism: Megalopta genalis
Lineage: Eukaryota; Metazoa; Arthropoda; Insecta; Hymenoptera; Halictidae
Source: RefSeq, a predicted model, not a curated record
UUUCUCAUUUUAUUUGGUCAAUUAAAAUUUUUUUUCAGAUUAAAAAAUGCUACUUCUUAUUUAUAACAUUAAUCUUUAAAGGUCUGUGUGCUAAUAGGAUACAAAUUAUAUACUAACAUGCUUGGUAAAUUUGUUACUAAAGUAAUACAGUCAUUGCCAUCAUGGGAAGUGACAAAGUAUUAUGGAAGAGUAUGUAUAUAUCAAUUUAAAUGUUUGAAAUACAAAGUCCAGACAAGUGAAGCAUGGUUUAAUUUUAAAUGCAAAUUUAUGCCAGGUAGUCUUCGUAAUGAACUCGAAUGUGAAGAAGUUAUUCAGCCAAAGAAGAAAGAUGGAAAAGUUAAACAGAAAGCAAAAGAUGCAAACUUAAAUACUGAGACUUGCCAAAAACAGCAACCCGACACAAAAAAAGAGGACAAUGAAUGUUUAAAUUCUUAUGUUAAUCAAGAAAAGUUCCAAGAAGAUUAUCUAAAAAAAAAACAGAGGAAGAUGAAACAAGCUCGGCAAUGAGCAACACCUAAAGUGGAAGACCUAAAGAAUUUCCAGAUUUCCUUUGUACUAUAUUAAUCUUUUAUUACAAAUUUGUAAAACUUAUAAAAUUUUUUGUUUCUUAAUAUUAUGUUUUAUGUAAUACAGAAUAA